Molecule: messenger RNA, 1175 nt
Organism: Bursaphelenchus okinawaensis
Lineage: Eukaryota; Metazoa; Nematoda; Chromadorea; Rhabditida; Aphelenchoididae
Source: the annotation of a GenBank genome assembly
AUGCCAGAGGAAGACGAUAAGGUUGGCGAGUAUGCUCAUUAUAAUCUCGAUUCCGGCUGUGGCACCAUUGGAUAUGCAUUCAAAGGUAUUGCUUUCUGUAUUAAAGUUUGAAGCAUGUUACAGUAGAUAUUAUCGCUAUGAAGUUUUUAUUUUACUGUAGGGUAGAGGUAGGGUAAGGUAGGGCAGGGUAGGGUAGGGUAGGGUAGGGUAGGGUAGGGUAGGGUAGGGUAGGGUAGGGGUAGGGUAGGGUAGGGUAGGGUAGGGUAGGGUAGGGUAGGGUAGGGUAGGGUAGGGUAGGGUAGGGUAGGGUAGGGUAAGGUAGGGUAGAAUAGGGUGGGUAAGGUAGGGUAGGGUAGGGUAGGGUAGGGUAGGGUAGAGUAGGGUAGGGUAGGGUAGGGUAGGGUAGGGUAGGGUAGGGUAGGGUAGGGUAGGGUAGGGUAGGGUAGGGUAGGGUAGGGUAGGGUAGGGUAGGGUAGGGUAGGGUAGGGUAGGGUAGGGUAGGGUAGGGUAGGGUAGGGUAGGGUAGGGUAGGGUAGGGUAGGGUAGGGUAGGGUAGGGUAGGGUAGGGUAGGGUAGGGUAGGGUAGGGUAGGGUAGGGUAGGGUAGGGUAGGGUAGGGUAGGGUAGGGUAGGGUAGGGUAGGGUAGGGUAGGGUAGGGUAGGGUAGAGUAGGGUAGGGUAGGGUAGGUUAAACAAAAACUACAAAUUUAAUAAAAACGAUGUUGAAAAUUGACAAACUAUUUAGAUUCAAAAAGUCGUGGCGAGUCCCGCGAACAAGGAGUGUCCGACCUACCCGUUGCCAACAGACACAAAAUUGGCUGCAGGAACAGAAUCAGCAACAAACCCAGAAUUGGAUACAACAUUAGAAUCCGGAACAGAAUCUGCUCCAGUUCAGUUACAGAACCAGAAUUAGCCACAAGAUCAGAAUCAGCUAAAAAUCCGCACCUUCUAGCCAAUCGGCUCCCAAAUCCGGCUUCGGCUAUGAUGAUGCCUCAAUAUCCUAAUCUUCAACUACCAAACUCAGCCUUCAUUGUGGCCAACGCUGCACAUAUCCAACAAGAAAUAGCCUUGUUAUCCCUGCAUUGGCAACUCCACAAUCCGCGCUACAUGAAUCUAUAUCAAGAUGUGAAUGUUGAUGAUCAGAAUCAGAAUAUUAGCAUUGAUGAUCAGGGAUGA